Molecule: messenger RNA, 750 nt
Organism: Erigeron canadensis
Lineage: Eukaryota; Viridiplantae; Streptophyta; Magnoliopsida; Asterales; Asteraceae
Product: SKP1-like protein 11
Exons: 2
Coding region: 107-574 (155 amino acids)
Biological process (GO): SCF-dependent proteasomal ubiquitin-dependent protein catabolic process
Cellular component (GO): nucleus; cytoplasm
Molecular function (GO): cullin family protein binding
Source: RefSeq, a predicted model, not a curated record
CCAAUAACCCACAAUAAUAAUAAAUCACCAUAACUCGUCAACAAUAAGUUCGUAUAUUCGACCAUAUAUCAUCAUCAUUAUUCAAUAAUAUAAUAAUAAUAUCAAUAUGUCUACUUGGACUACUCAAGUUUCUACCAUCGAACAAAAAGUAGAAGAACUAGUAACCGAAACAAUCACCCUCAAACUAAACGUGAAAGAAGAUGAUGAUGUCUCGGAAAACAACAACCUAGAAAACCUCAACACCGAAGAGCUACUAGAACUUGGUGAUAAAGCCAAAGAAGAGGGUAACAAAGAAUUGUUGGAGGCGAUAUCUCAAAAAUUGUUGGAGCGGAUCAAGGACAAGAAGUUGGACGUUGAAAGCAUUGAUUACGAGCUUCUGUUUAAAAUCCUUAUGAUAGCCCAUAAGGACGCGGCUGAUAACAAAGAAUUGCUUGAAUUGGGUUGUCAGACAGUGGCUGAUCGGAUCGCGGCCAAGACCCCUGAGGAGAUUCGACAGAUUUUGCAUAUCGAGAAUGAUUUUACACCCGAGGAGGAAGCAGCGGUUCGGGCAGAAAAUGCAUGGGCUUUUGAAUAAGACCAAGGUGCCCGCGCGAUGCGGCGGCGGCCGUGACUGCGAUGGUGUGAUGGUUGGGCGACUUUUGGUGGUGGAGCAGCGUUGAGUCGUAUAUAUAAUUAAUGUAAAGGUUAAUGGACAUAUUUUAAGUGAUAAAAGGAUUGAUAGUGUAAUUUAAUCAUUAAUGUUAGGGGAUU